AUGAUCCUACCGCACAAGCGCAAAGCCGCCAUCAAGGCCGGAGAGUAUGAAGACACCGCGAACGACGAGAAAGUGGUGAAGAAAGCCAGGCGCGCCGGCAGCCGCAAGAAGGGUUCGAAAGCGACGAAGAAGUGUCCGCUCAUGGAGCUGCCAGGUGAACUUCGAAACCGCAUCUAUGAGGAGGCACUUCGUGAUGAGGGCGGACCGAAGACGAGCGACGACACUGCCAUGCUCAUUGGUCCUCGUUCUGGUCCUGAAUGGCCCUUACUACGGAGGCUUGCAGGCAAGGCGAACAAAGGUGGACGGGAAAUGCCCAGGACUCGACCCAAGUGGCGCGAACCGAGUCUACUGAUGGCUUCGAAGCAGAUCCGCCAGGAAGCCAUAGGCAUCUACCUCGAGGUCAACAGGUUCAAGGCGUAUAUCUCCAAAGGAGUGAUCGCCGGUGCGGUUCAAUGGAUGAUGCGGUACCACAAACUCUGUGGUGCCAGGAUGUUUGAGCAGGUUGACGUUGAGAGCUAUGCUCUUUCCUGGAAAGAUUGGGAGCAGGAUACUGGAGAGUUGUUCUCGUUCGCAAAGCUGAUAUUCGUUCUCCCCGUCGACUGCGACAGCCAAGCUGCAGAAUGUGCAUUGUGGAACAAAUUCCUCGAUACCGACCACUAA
Saxophila tyrrhenica is the source of this 660-nucleotide messenger RNA. RefSeq lists its product as uncharacterized. The coding region runs from base 1 to 660 and encodes 219 amino acids. NCBI's taxonomy places the organism in Eukaryota, Fungi, Ascomycota, Dothideomycetes, Mycosphaerellales, Extremaceae. The record is from RefSeq and is a predicted model, not a curated record. The transcript has 2 exons.